CGUGCGCUGUGGCUGGAAUCUCAUCUCACCAGUCUGCCCCUUCACAACGACGUCCCCGCUCGCCCCCUUCCCACGGAUUUUUUUUUUUUUUUAAAGUCUUAUUACCACCUUAUAAUAUCACCGAGAGGCCACCGACACAAACCGUCAAAAAAAAAAAAAAAGCAGGAUGCAACAGGUCAGACUCAGUCCCCUGAGAUGCUACUGAGCGAUGAGGAUGGGUCAGAGAAGGAAGUUACGCUGGUGAGGAGAAACAACCACCGCAAAUACACCAACUGACACAGCCAUGCCCCGCCUGCCCUCCUGAUUCUCCUUCCUGACCUUUGCACCUUCCCUCGGUUCAAUCAGAGUCACAGCAGCCCCAGCAACUCCCCGUCGAGUCAGCAUGGCUACACCCUUCCUGUGGAAGCUGUCAUCCCAAAAGCUGGGCUUCUUUCUGGUCAGCUUCGGGUUCAUCUGGGGCAUGAUGCUGCUGCAUUUCACCAUCCAGCAGCGAGCCAGCCACGAGAACAGCGCUGUGCUGCGGCAGCAGAUCCUGGACCUCAGCAAGCGCUACAUCAAAGCGCUGGCCGAGGAGAACCAGAGUGUCAUGGAUGGGCCCUAUGUCGGUACCAUGACUGCUUAUGACUUGAAGAAGACCCUUGCAGUGCUGCUGGAUAACAUCAUGCUGAGGCUGGGCAAGCUGGAGUCGAAGGUGGAGAACAUCUACAACGGUACGGGGGGAAACCUGACCAACGGCACCAGCACGGCAACACCCAGCGCCACAAACGCAGAGAAAGUGAACGUGGCAGACCUCCUAAAUGGAGCCCAGGAGAAGUGCGAGCUGCCGCCUUUGGAUGGUUUCCCUCACUGCGAGGGCAAGCUCAAGUGGAUGAAGGAGAUGUGGCGCUCAGACUCCUGCUACGGCAACUACGGUGUGGAUGGAUCCACCUGCUCCUUCUUCAUCUACCUGAGUGAGGUGGAGAACUGGUGUCCUCGUCUGCCCUGGAGGACAAAGACCCUGAAUGAGGAAAUCGACAGGAGGGGACAGGUGGAGGUCCGCACCGGUUUUGAGGAGCUUUACCGGGUGAUGUCACAACGGGAGGAGUUCCGCUGGAUGAUGCUGAGGAUCAAACGCAUGGCUGAGCCGUGGGUCAGCGCCAUCCGCUCGCUGGCGGCCAAGCAGAACCUGGCCAAGCGUCGGAGGAAGAAGAUCCUGGUUCACUUGGGUCUGCUGACCAAGGAGUCGGGCUUCAAGAUAGCAGAGAACGCCUUCAGCGGUGGCCCGUUGGGCGAGCUGGUCCAGUGGAGUGAUCUCAUCACCACGCUGUACCUGCUGGGCCACGACGUUCGCAUCUCGGCCUCCCUGGCUGAGCUCAAAGAGAUCAUGCGCAAGGUUAUGGGGAACAAGUCCAGUUGCCCGACUCAGGGUGAUAAGGUGGUUGAGCUCAUCUACAUUGACAUCGUGGGUCUCACCCAGUUCAAGAAGACACUGGGACCUUCCUGGGUCCACUACCAGUGCAUGCUGCGGGUGCUGGAUUCAUUCGGGACGGAGCCGGAGUUCAAUCACGCCCACUACGCCCAGUCCAAGGGCCACAAGACGCCCUGGGGGAAGUGGAACCUCAACCCACAGCAGUUCAACACCAUGUUCCCUCACACCCCAGAUAACAGUUUCCUGGGCUUCGUCGUGGAGCAGCACCUCAACGCCAGCGACAUCAAGCACAUAGACGACAUCAAGAGACAGAACCAGUCGCUAGUCUACGGCAAGGUCGACAACUUCUGGAAGGACAAGAAGAAAUACCUCGACAUCAUCCACAGCUACAUGGAGGUUCACGGCACCGUGCACGGCACCAGCACCGUGCACCUCCCGAGCUACGUUAAGAACCACGGCAUACUGAGUGGCCGAGACCUGCAGUUCCUCCUCCGAGAGACCAAGCUGUUUGUGGGUCUGUCCUUCCCCUACGAGGGUCCCGCCCCCCUGGAGGCCAUCGCCAACGGCUGCGCCUUCCUCAACCCUAAGUUCAACCCUCCAAAGAGCAGCAAGAACACCGACUUCUUCAAGGGCAAACCAACUCUGAGAGAGCUCACCUCUCAACAUCCGUAUGCUGAGGUGUACAUCGGUCAGCCCCACGUGUGGACGGUGGAUAUCGAUAACUCUGCCGAGGUGGAGAGGGCCAUCCGCUCAAUCCUCAGCCAGAAGAUCGAGCCCUACCUGCCCUAUGAGUUCACCUGUGAGGGGAUGCUGCAGAGAGUCAACGCCUUCAUUGAGAACCAGGACUUCUGCCACGGUCAGGUGAUGUGGCCUCCUCUCAGCGCUCUGCAGGUGAAGCUGGCCGAGCCCGGGCGCUCCUGCAAGCAGGUGUGUCAGGAGGAGCAGCUCAUCUGUGAACCCUCCUUCUUCCAACACCUCAACAAGGACAGGGACCUGGCCAGGUUUGGCGUGGACUGUCAGACGGUGGAGUCGAGCGCCGACACGGUGGUCCCGGCCUACAGUGACACUCGCCACCACUGCAUCUUCCAGUCCGACCUGCUGCUGUUCAGCUGCGCCGGCGCCCACCAGUCGCUGCGACGCAUCUGCCCCUGCCGUGACUACAUGAAGGGCCAGGUGGCGCUGUGCAAAGACUGCCUAUAGCACCCACACGCCGGCUGACGGGAGCGGGUGGGGCGUGGACACAGAUCUGGGCGACGUUUUUGGGGGCGUGUCUGGAUCGGGGUUAAACGAAGUCGGAGCAGCUUAAAAAGUGUCUGUGUGUGUGUGUUUGUGUGUGUGUGUGUGUGUGUGUGUGUGUGUGUGUGUGUGUGAGAGACAUAGACACACACUCCAGGGCGUCACGUUCAUGCAGCUGGCAAACACACACACAUACUCACCGGACUCCUUUGUGGGCAGACAAACAUCUUCAUAUUUAUUGUUUUCCUUCGACUGCUGGAAGUGAAGCAGCCGUCACCCCUCAGACUCACCACGGGGGGCGCCACAGGUCCUGGAAGAUGUGUUACAAUUACUUGAAUCAACAACAAAAAAAAGGGAGUGAAAGCAGCAGAUGAGCUCUUUGGCAAGACUGCACAUAUCACUGACUGGCUGCCUGUUUGUCUCCAGGUUCACCAGAGCAGCAAGGGACCAAGGAGACUCAAACGCCCCCUUCCUCUUGAUUGACAGCCGCCCCGUCCCUGCCCCCGCCCCACACCCUCCACCCACCUCCCCUACUCGAAUCUGAAACCGUUCAUUCUUUAGGUAGGUUUACACUGGACUGACAUGCCUGAGGGCCCACAUCCCCACCACACACACACACACACACACACACACACACACACACACACACACACACACACACACACACACACACACACACACACACACAGAGGGGAGGGGGGCCUAACAGAUGGUGGCUAAAGAAGAAACCAGUUUUACACUGUAACCAACUCGUUCCUCUCCUCUGGACAGACGUCAUGAGAGCGGACAUGUAACAUAGAUAUCUAGAUUUUUAUUCUGGAAGUUUUAUCAUUUCCUGACACGUACUCCAGACGUAAAAGCAAGACUUCAUUCCUCCUUAACGCAGCACAGUCCAGUCGUGGAUGAGUCACCGGUUCCUUGAUUUUCAUACGUUUCAGUUGCACACUUGUUCUUUAAACGGGACGUUUUAUUUAAAAAGUUGUAAAGGAUUGAGUGUGUGUUUCUUUAAAAUAAUAAAAAUAAAAAAGGCCAGUAGGGAAAUCAGAUAGCCGGUACGACGAGGGUCAUUCUCUGUAGCUAAAGCUGUCAUGUGCGGAGUCGCCAUGUCGUAGGAUGUCGUGACGUUGUGUCGUAGAUGAUAAGCUGUCGUCGUCAGUAGCAGUGGAAACACCCGGCGCGGGCGAGGAAGCCUUAACAAGAAGUCGUUUUCCCAAAGACUCCACAGCCUGCAGCGAGACAGGAAAACCUUCCAUCACGUAGACAAACGUUAGAAAACACAGAGCCGCACUCAUCUCACAUCUGCCAGACAACAGCUGUAAAUCCUCUCAAGCGAAACUGUAAGCAACAACAAAAAAAAAGAAAAUGCCAACAACGCGUUCCCUGCAAAACGCACAACCUCGCAUCUCCUCGUUUUCCUUUGGAUAAUCGUUAGGAUUUUAAUUUGCCUGCAGAUUUGCGAAGAAAAAUAAAAAAAACAUUAAGAGAAAAGUUUAAAAUUUAUAGUUCUUUGUGGUGAAUGGAAAAAAAUGCACUACGUUUAUCUAUUUGCAGAGGUUUAACAAGAUAUUAGUAACACUGUAUAUUGUUCAUAUGGGUUUCUUUUUUAUUUAUUUUGUAUACAGAUCUUUAUCUCUGUUUUGCUGGAAAUCUGUUUUUUUAUUUAUAGGAGGGUGUCUCUUUUUUUUUUUUUUCCUUUUUAUAGAUUUUUAUUUAUGGAGAGUAAUUUAAAAAAAACAAAAACAAACAAAAAAAAAGCGUGCUUAUCUAAAAGUGUAUGACUGAGCGAGGAGGGCUUUGUCUGCUUCUGUUCAUCUUCCAGAAGUGAUGUGAAGAAACGUCACAUGUAGAAACAUUAGAGGGGAAAUAAGAGUUUAAAAUAAUUGUUGUUUUUAAAUUAAUAAGUGAUUUAAAAACAUUUAUCAUUUGGUUUCCAACAUAGAUUUUAUAAAUCGUUGCUGCGUAUUUUAACUGCAGAAGAAGAAUCUUAAUAGUCAAAUACAAAUCCAUGUUUUUAAUUUUGUCUUCCUCCUCUCGUCACUGUCUCCUGAAGCUGGACAGAAGUGGACAAAUGUGCCUCGUUUUAUUGUGAAAGUCUCAUACACUUUGUGCUUUGAUUUCCAAUCUCAGUUUUUCAGUUUGCGCACGAGUAAAUUCAGACUGAACAGCACCGUCCAAGCUCCCACCUCUUACUUCCUCACUGUGUCAGCUCAGACUGUUUCCUCUUGGUUUUUUUUUUUUGUGUUUUAAAAAACUUUUUCUUAAAAAUAAAAACAGGUCAGUGAUCUGCCGCCAAGUUAGUGUUUCAAAGAACAUGAUGUGCCUUUUCAUGGUUCAGUUUCGGUCUGCUGUGGUGUGUCGGGUCGCUUCAACCUGAGAACACACUCACGAUACAGCCAACCUCAUCACUACAGAGCUGAUGGAUCCUUUCCUAAAAAAAUCACUUUUAUUGUUCAGAUGAAUUCAAAUUGUUUUAACUUUAUUUUUUCUUACUGUAAUUUAAUGCACAUUUUAUAUACUUGUUAAAUGAGCAAAUAGAAUCUGUCCAAACCUAAUUUAUGAAGAACCGAUUGGCCUUUCACUGUUAACCAUCUAACUAUUAGUGAAUUAUAAGAAAAGGAUAAUAUCAGUUUUAAUGUUUUCCAUGCAUUUUUAAAAUCCCUAUCAGUGGAUUUAUAUGUUUUAUAGGAACUUAAUUCCCCAUUUCCAGCAAUAACAGGAUUUCCGAAACAUCCAUGUAAACACAAACAUUGGCGUCCUGUGUUUUAAACUGUACAAACUCAUGUUUUGGUGUAAUCAGAUUAAUGCAACACAUUAAAUAAGUUUUCUGAUUGUUUUGCCUUGAACUGAUUACACACGGCAGCGUGUUCUCUCGCUUUCGGUUUCAGAUUCGCGCAAAGUGCUGAAACAGGAAGACAGAAGCGACGCUGGUGUUGUCUUUUCAUUUAAAGAAAGGAUUCGGUGUCAGAGUCACAGUCAACUGCGAUUUUUCACUUCAAAUAUUUAUGUUUUAGUAAAAAGUGAGACACAGCUUCAUUUAAAAAGACCAGUGACGUAUCAGAUCAGUUAAACCUGUUGUGUUGCAGCUAAAAGCCUUAUUUCCUCUCUGUCAGUCAGGCUUAUACAAAGCAUCUACUCGUCUUUGUUGACCUCAGCAUCGAAUGUCUCCAUUGUAAAAGAAAAGAAAAAAAAAACAACCUGUUCCUUACAGUCAAACAUGCAACAGUUUUUGUUUUCUCAAGCUGUCAGUGUCUGAAACAGCAGAGUGGUUUUGUUGACGAUUGUGGUCCAAGCAGUGAGAAGUGAAUAACAUUGACAUUAUUAUUAUUGUUUUUGUUUUAUCAUUUUGUUUUCACAGUCCUUGAUGAGUAAGAGGGAUAUAACUUUAUUUUUAAAUAAACCUUUUUUCUGUGACAAAAAGA
Seriola aureovittata is the source of this 6063-nucleotide messenger RNA. It is a transcript of the gene mgat5, whose product is annotated as alpha-1,6-mannosylglycoprotein 6-beta-N-acetylglucosaminyltransferase. NCBI's taxonomy places the organism in Eukaryota, Metazoa, Chordata, Actinopteri, Carangiformes, Carangidae. The transcript has 17 exons. Gene Ontology annotation, molecular function: alpha-1,6-mannosylglycoprotein 6-beta-N-acetylglucosaminyltransferase activity. Gene Ontology annotation, biological process: protein N-linked glycosylation. The record is from RefSeq and is a predicted model, not a curated record. Gene Ontology annotation, cellular component: Golgi apparatus. Bases 383 to 2608 code for a protein of 741 amino acids.